GUGCAAUAUGGGAUUCUGCGAAGAAAGGGGAUUGUUAAAAAGGUCAAACCAGUUUGUUAAGUAAGCGGUCCAAGCCAUGUCAGUUAAAUGCCUGCUUGGAUAUAAACUAUAUCGGAAGGACAGGGAAGGACGUAUUGGUGGCGGAGUCGCUCUAUACGUGAAAGAAGGCAUUGAAUCCAGCAAGCUGGAAACCCCAAAAGAGGCGGACUCUGUGAUGUUCCUGUAUUAAUGUAAAUAUGGUGCUUUCUGAUGUGGCCUGAAGGACAGCUAUGGAAAAAUGGAGCUUAAUGACAAUUGCUGCAUUACUAGGACUUCUUGUCCGUUGGACUGUGUCACUUGGUUCUUACUCAGGUGCAGGAAAACCACCUAUGUACGGAGACUAUGAAGCUCAAAGACACUGGCAAGAAGUUACCUACAAUCUGCCAAUCAAACAGUGGUACUUCAACACCAGUGACAAUAAUUUGCAAUACUGGGGCCUUGACUAUCCCCCUCUUACUGCUUAUCACAGUCUUUUGUGCGCUUAUAUAGCGAAGUUAAUAAACCCAAGUUGGAUUGCUUUGCACACAUCUCGUGGGUAUGAAAGUCAGCUGCACAAGUUAUUCAUGCGUGCAACAGUUUUUGUUGCUGAUUUGCUAAUUUACAUACCUGCAGUAAUCUUGUACUGCUGUUAUUUAAAAGAGACUUCAGCUAAGAGGAAGAUUUCUAGUGCUCUCUGCAUAUUGCUUUAUCCAGGACUUAUUCUGAUUGAUUAUGGACAUUUUCAAUAUAAUUCUGUGAGCCUUGGCUUUGCUUUGUGGGGAGUGCUUUGCCUGUCUUAUGAUUUGAAUCUUUUGGGCUCAGUAGCAUUUUGCUUAGCUCUAAACUACAAACAAAUGGAGCUCUACCAUUCUUUGCCCUUCUUCUGCUAUCUCUUGGGAAAGUGCUUCAAAAAAGGCCUGGUGGGGAAGGGGUUGUUGUUGUUAGUGAAACUGGGGUUUACCGUAGUAGCUUCCUUUGCUGUCUGUUGGCUCCCGUUUUGUACAGACGUCGAGCAAAUUUUGCAAGUAUUCAGAAGGCUCUUUCCAGUUGAUCGGGGUUUGUUUGAGGAUAAAGUGGCCAAUAUUUGGUGUACCAUAAAUGUCUUUUUCAAAAUAAAGGCUAUGCUGUCAGCAGAAACUCAGCUUAAGCUAAGCUUUGCUUUAACAUUCCUGACCGUACUUCCCAGUUGCAUAAAACUAACUCUGCAGCCUUCUAUCAAAGGAUUUAAAUAUGCUUUGGUUAGCUGUGCAUUAUCCUUCUUUCUGUUCUCAUUCCAAGUGCAUGAAAAAUCUAUUCUUCUAGUUUCAAUACCUGUCUGCCUAGUUAUACAUGAAAUUCCUUUUAUGUCUACGUGGUUUCUACUUGUUUCAACAUUCAGCAUGCUCCCUCUUCUCCUGAAGGAUGGCCUGCUCCUAUCAUAUAUUGUGACAACAUUGGCCUUUCUCACAGUGUGUGCAACUUCUUUUUCAAUAUUUGAAAAUACUUCUGAAGAUAAUCUGCAGCUGAAAAAUGUUUCCACUUCUGUUAGAAAAUACCUUCCCUGGUUUAAGACAUUCUCAGCGGUUAUUAAGUGUUUAUUCCUUGUCUCAAUAACUCUGAUGGGCAUCCUGACUUUAAUGAGUGCUAUGUUGGAUCCUCCACAAAGGCUACCAGAUUUAUUUCCUCUAGCUGUCUCUGCUGUAUCCUGCUUGCACUUUUUAUUCUUCUUGCUAUAUUUUAAUGUUAUUGCAAUAUGGGAAUCAAGAGAUAGCCAAAAUCAGAAAAAAACCAAUUAGUUCAAAGUGCCAACCUGCAAAACUAAUGACUAAGACAGGGAAAAAAACCUUUUAAUAUUUUCAUAGAUCCAUGUCUUAAAUCUUUUAUAAUGGGAGGUAUUAAACGGCUUUAUUUUUUGUAUAUGCUGGGGAAAACAACACAAAAAUGUUUACAUGUCAAUUUGUGCUUUUUCAGGAAUGUGAAUAGCCAUUAUUAAAAGAGGUUUGACAUGAACUCUGUCCUCUGAAUGCAAUAAAGUACCAUAAUACAUGAUGAUGUGUUGAAAAUGGAAAGUUACGCUGAAAACAAUUCAGUAAUAUCUUAACCACUUAUACUGGUUUAUUUUGAAUACAAUUUCUAAAUUAAUGCAACACUAUGAGUGUUUCAGUUUAAUGGAGUUCAAAAAAUGAAAUGUGUUGGAUACAGAAUUGUAUGUUACAGCAGUCACUCUUGUCUCUUGCUACUAAAUGGUGUCUCUUAUAGUCUAUUUGAUUACAUGCAUUAAACUGCCUUCUACAGUAUUUCACUAUCCUCUGUGAUAUGCUUAAAAUCAUCAAGGCCACUGCACUAAUAUCCAUAAUUCAGUGUCACGGUGCAUGCUCGCAUGACUAUCUUGUUUCAGCAUUAACCUCUAUACUAGUUAAAGUCGAUUACAAGAGUUCCAAGGUGCAGUUGUGGCUAAUGUUAUUUUUCAUAUACAUCAACAUACCAACCUCACAGCAAUAUGCAAAUUUUAUAGCCAAAAUAACAUUGUAUAUAGUUUUAUUUUAAUUCAAAACUUAAAGAAUGUACAUGCACAUGAUCACCAAGAACUCAAAUCUUGUUGUAAAAUUCUUUUUUUGUGGCACUAUCUUGUAACAGCCUUUACAUUUCAUAAGGCCUCCAACUCAAAUAUAUUUGUUGUUUUAAAAUGAAGUUAUAAGAAUUCCAAUCCAUGUUUAAUUCUUUGGUGUUUUGUGGUUAUCUCCAUACCAUCUGCUUGCACUGAAAAAGCAUACACAAUGUAUAAAAAAUUGGACCAACUUCUGGCAACUGCUUAUGAAAGAACUGAAACAACUUUCUACCAUAUAUUACACAUCCUUAUCAGGGUUUAUUGUUUCUAGCCAAAGAUCCACAUUCAAAUACACCAUGAGUUUAAGUAGUCAUUUUAAAUUCAAAUUUCAGCUAGCCUUUAGGAUUUUGGCCAUGAUUGAUUUGUUGCCAUUUUUUAGCACUUUGUAAAGCAUGUUAAUACAAUUAACACUUAUCAGCACAAGCUUUCUAUUGCAUGUCAGCUCUGCCCAGAUUUAUUCCUUUCUGCCAUUCUGAAAACAUUUGUAUAACUGUAACAUAAAGCCUUAAAUAUGGGUUAAAGUGGUGCAAUUUGCAAGUGUAUGGUUUGCCUUGCUGCCAUGCAAAAUGCUGCACAAUAUAACUGCAGAGCUCAAGCUGCCUAGUAGCUGUGCCAGGAAAACCAAAAUUCUGUAUGCAUAGAUAAAAGCUAUUAUGCAAAUAAAUUAUAAUGUAUGCCU
Molecule: messenger RNA, 3284 nt
Organism: Rhineura floridana
Lineage: Eukaryota; Metazoa; Chordata; Lepidosauria; Squamata; Rhineuridae
Gene: ALG6
Product: ALG6 alpha-1,3-glucosyltransferase
Exons: 15
Coding region: 270-1793 (507 amino acids)
Biological process (GO): protein N-linked glycosylation
Cellular component (GO): endoplasmic reticulum membrane
Molecular function (GO): dolichyl pyrophosphate Man9GlcNAc2 alpha-1,3-glucosyltransferase activity
Source: RefSeq, a predicted model, not a curated record